GCAGUCCGCAGCCACCUCUUGACCUGUGACUCUUCCGCUUCUUCUCUCCUUUGUGAGCCUUCUCUUCUCCGACGACGACGCCAUGCGCGGCGGCUCGCUCCAUGGCGUGCUGCUGCCCGUCCUCGUGGUGCUCGCGCUCGCGCUGCCGCUGGCAUCAGCCCAGCCGUGGCCGAUAUGCGGCAGCAACGGCAACUACACGGCGAACAGCACCUACCAGGCCAACCUCAAGCAGCUAGCCGACGAGCUCCGCAAGAACGUCUCCAGCAGUCUCUUCGCAGCCGGCGCCGUUGGCUCCGUGCCGGACGCCGUUUACGCGCUCGCGAUCUGCCGCGGCGACGCCAACGCCUCCGCCUGCGCCGACUGCGUCGGCACCAUCUUCCAGGACGCGCAGCAGCUGUGCGCCUACGACAAGGAGGUGUCCAUCGUCUACGACACCUGCUACCUCCGCUUCUCCAACGUCAACUUCCUCUCCUCCACAGACAACUCCGGCCUGGUGAACCUCUACAACGGCCAGAACGUCACGGGCGAAGACAUCGCCCGCUACGACCGCGCGGUCACGGGCCUCCUCAACGCCACCGCGGGGUACGCGGCGGACAACUCGUCCAGGCGGUUCGCGACGGGCGAGCUGGCGGGGUUCAGCGAGCAGUACCCCAAGAUCUACGCCAUGGAGCAGUGCAGGCCGGACCUGGCGCCGGCGCAGUGCCGGCGGUGCCUCGACGACCUGGUGGGGCAGCUGUGGCAGACGUUCGAUCGGAACACCAAGGGCGCCAGGAGCGUCGGCGCGCGGUGCAACAUUAGGUUCGAGCUGUACUCGUUCUACACCAUCCCUUCCAUGCUGAAACUGCAAGCCGAGGCCGUCGCGCCGUCGCCGUCGUCGGCUCCGGCAGGGCAGCCGCCUGCUGUGCCGGGCACCACACAAGAGAAAAGGAGAAACGGAGCAGGUAAAAUUCUUGCAAUUGUAAUGCCUAUAGUUGCUGCCACACUGGCAGCCACAGUAAUUGGAUUCUGUCUGUGGAGGAGGAGAAGACCAGCAAAAACACCUCCCCCAGGACCGCUACGAUAUGCAUCUCGUUCGGAGGAGAUCGAAAGUAUCGACUCCCUUAUUCUUGAUCUAUCAACACUCCAAAUCGCAACAGACAACUUUUCUGAAAAUAACAAACUUGGUGAAGGAGGAUUUGGUGUUGUUUACAAGGGUACCCUACCAUAUGGUCAAGAUAUAGCAGUAAAGAGGCUCUCACAGAGCUCUCUGCAAGGAAUGGGGGAGCUGAAAAAUGAGCUGGUGUUGGUUGCCAAACUCCAGCACAAGAAUCUUGUCCGGCUGGUCGGUGUCUGUCUGGAAGAGCAUGAGAGGAUGCUUGUCUAUGAAUACAUGCCCAAUAGAAGCUUGGAUACCAUUCUUUUUGACUCUGAGAAAAGCAGUUUGCUAGACUGGGGAAGAAGGCUGAAGAUAAUAAACGGGGUUGCUCGAGGGAUGCAGUAUCUCCAUGAAGAUUCCCAGCUGAAGAUUGUUCACCGGGACCUCAAGGCAAGCAAUGUCCUGCUCGACUCCGAUUUCAACCCCAAGAUUUCAGACUUCGGCUUGGCGAGGCUCUUUGGAGGCGACCAAACACAGGACGUCACAAAUCGCGUCGUCGGAACAUACGGAUACAUGGCGCCGGAGUACGCAAUGCGUGGGCACUACUCCGUCAAGUCGGACGUGUUCAGCUUCGGCGUCCUGAUCCUGGAGAUCGUCACGGGGAAGAGAAACAGCGGCUCCUACUACAGCGAGCAAUCCGGCGAUCUCCUCAGCGUCAUAUGGGAGCACUGGACCACGGGAACCAUCACGGAGAUGGUGGACCGGUCCAUGGCCGGCGGCGCCUCGGGGCGGGAGAUCGCGAGGUGCAUCCACGUCGGGCUUCUCUGCGUGCAGGAGAACCCCGCGAGCAGGCCGACCAUGUCGGCCGUGAACGUGAUGCUGAGCAGCGGCACGGUGUCGCUGCAGGCCGCGUCCAGGCCGGCGUUCUACAUCCGGAAGGGCGGCGACGGCAGCACCGGCACGUACUCGGGCGGGUCGUUCGUGGGCACCCUGCCGUCGUCGGGGAGGUCGGCGCCCAUGUCGCCCAACGAGGUGUCCAUCACCGAGCUCGAGCCGAGAUAAGAAACGUGGCCACGUCUCGGCCUCUCGGUCUCGGAGACCAUGUAUGCUGUUGUGUAAACGUUGGGAAAAAAAAAACUACGGAGUAUAGCAAAAGGGCAAUAUUUUGCUAGGGUCCUGUUUUGAGGAAAGGAAAACAGAACACUGGAAUGAAAACAUAUUGGGAAAACAAAAGGACAGGAACGAAAUGAUUGUGAUCU
Oryza brachyantha (malo sina) is the source of this 2334-nucleotide messenger RNA. RefSeq names its product cysteine-rich receptor-like protein kinase 10. The record is from RefSeq and is a predicted model, not a curated record. The coding region runs from base 83 to 2137 and encodes 684 amino acids. The transcript is spliced from 7 exons. Gene Ontology annotation, molecular function: protein kinase activity; ATP binding. Lineage: Eukaryota; Viridiplantae; Streptophyta; Magnoliopsida; Poales; Poaceae. Gene Ontology annotation, biological process: protein phosphorylation.